UUCUCAUAGAAGUUUGUCAGGUCAUAAACCUGAAUGAUUUGGUUGACCGCUGCCUGUGAACUUGUUUCUACACACUCAAUUCAUCUUCACAUUGGAAGGUUCUUAUUAUCUUAAAAAUUGAUGCUGAACCUCCUUUCUUCUCAUUACAUAUAGGUUUGGCAAACUUUACCUGACUAGGCUUUUAAAAAUCAUCGAGUUAUAGAACUAAUACAUCUAGCUGUUUAUGAAGGAUAACUCCAAGACUCCCCAAUUUACUUAUUGCAAGGUUUUUUUCCCCCCUAGUUGUCUGUGCUAAACUGAUGGUUAUUUAGGAGAAACUUCAUAAGUAGAUCAAAUUCAUAAACCUAGAUCACCCUGCAUCUCCAUGGUUUCUGUGCAAUCUGAAUUUAUGUCCAGUUCUUUGAAUGUUUGUACUGACACAAAAUAUGUUUCUGUGCAUCUCCAUGGUUUUUGAGAGAUUAUUAAUUGUGGUAUUUUCCUAUGCACCCAAUAUGUGCUGUACACUAUAGGGUUUAUCUUAGUAAAAGUUAAAACAGUUUAUAAGGUAGCCUGAAACUUUCACUCUUGAAAACAGAGUGAAAUGCUUAUGUCUAAUAAGAACUCCUUGUAAGAUAAUGAAGUGUUCUUGUGCUUCAAGUUUUGCUUGAUAUGCAGGGCAUUUUACGUGGAUUUUGUAUCACGAGCAUGCAUUAGUGGUUUCAGCUGCAUAGUUUGUGGGCUCAUAUGUGUUGGAAAAUUACAGAACACAAGCAAGUUUGAGUAUUCUAGUAACAAAAAAUAAUAUAAUAAAACUAUGAAGGUAUAAAAAAUGGUGUGUGCAGACAAUAAGCUGUUUCAGCAAUCUGAAAUGUGAGUCUGUUGGGCUUGGUCUGUUACAGUUUUCAAUUUCCCUUUGUUGGUAUGGUUGGUAGGAUUGAGUCCAUGAUAUUUUGACCCUUGAAUAGAUGCCAAUGCAAACCUUCGUGGGUAUUGUAGCUUUGAACCCAUGACCUCAAUGUUGGUAGUCCAAACAGUAGGAGCACAAUGCUUGACCCAAUUACCUUCAAUAUAUUACAGCAACUGCAUUUGGAUGCUUCCAUUAUUUUCUUAUUGGGCUCAUGUAUCCGUGAAGUGAAUUGGCAGGCUGCUCUUGAGGAUGCCCAUGUUCUGGUUGGUGAUGACAUCAACUGGGUUUUUAGGCCUUGCCAUCAGCUUCACUUCAAUGUGGUUUCUUCAUCAGACGGGUGCUACUACAUACAGAACAUUGGGAAUUCCAGGUUGGCUCUGUCGGAAUUUCUGCCAGUGAUGAGUUGUGGGUGGCCUGCUACAUCCUUGAGAUAACUCAUUGAAGCGCCAAGACGUUUGGAUUUUGUGGUCAAUCCAUGGUUUCAUGGCCAUAUAAAAUGAGAAUGGUACGUAAUUAUCCAUCCAAGCUCAAAAUUAAUUAAUUCGCAUUAGUAUGAUUUAUUUCUGAUUCUAUGUGGAAGUUCCUGACGACAACUUUGUGCUUUUCGGCUUUUCCCUGGCUUUUGCUUUCUUUUUUAUUUAACCAUUUGUUUGUAGUUGUCAAUCAAAAGAUUAGGAACUUCCAGUGUAUAAGCUUACUCAACCCACACUGAGAUCCAUCAAAUUAAUAGUCUGGAUUAUCACAUACACUGCUUGUAUGGAACUAACCCAAGACGGUUUUCACACCCCAAUGCAUCACGGCCCAUUACUUUUGUUCUAUUUCUGAGUUGUUUUAGCAUAUAUGGUAGCACAUCAUUUUUGGAUUUUAGUUUGUUUAUAUGUGUGUGUG
Molecule: messenger RNA, 1774 nt
Organism: Magnolia sinica
Lineage: Eukaryota; Viridiplantae; Streptophyta; Magnoliopsida; Magnoliales; Magnoliaceae
Exons: 3
Coding region: 1024-1320 (98 amino acids)
Source: RefSeq, a predicted model, not a curated record